GGUCCUCCCUCCCUCCACUUUCCCUGCCAACACCACCAUAAACGGGGCAACUUUACUUUUCCCUCCUCCCACAUAAACAACUCCUCCGAAACAUCUCCAAAAUUCCUCCUUAAACCUUCACAAAUCAUACGCUCUCACACAGAGUCAUACCAGAGGACUCGCUAUAACAGUCUCUUCUAUCUUCAUCACCCUUUGACAGGCUCUGCCGUCUCCAACAACUCUAUCUCUGCUCGAUACCGAGAGAGAGAGUAAAGCUAUACUAUAUAGCUCCCUCGCCGUCUCGCCGUCGCUGCUCGACCACAAACAACAAAAUCCACCCCACGACCUUCAACAUGUCUUCUGCUCCCUACCCAGUCAUCGGCUCUACUGAGGGCUUGACCACAGGCUCAAACGCCGGCAACACCUUCACCAACGGUGCCGACGCCUACAACACCACCACAAAGCGUUCCUCCAAGAAGAACGUCAAGGAAACUUUCACUGAGGGUCCCGUCGCCGAAAACGUCAAAGCCGAAGCAACCAAGACCUCCGCCGAGCUGUCCGCCCUCUCCGCCUCGCGCCAGACGCCCUCUACGCGCACCGCCACCGGCCAACCCCUCACGCACUACCACUCCUUCUUCGGCUCUCUCUUCAGCUGGGAGAACCCCCGCGCGUCGGCCCUCGCCUACGCCGCGACUGUGGUUUUCAUCUUCGCAGCGCGCUACUUGGAUCUCCUCCGCUAUGGACUGAAGUUGACGUGGAUGGCGCUCGGUGUUACCGUCGCUGCGGAGGUGGCGGGGCGCGCGCUGUUCAAUGCGGGAUUCACGGCACAGAUUAGGCCGAGGAAGUAUUAUACCGUUCCCAAGUCUACGUUGGAUUCGAUGACUGGUGACCUGGACGAGCUGAUCAACUUCUUCGUUAUCGAGUCGCAGCGCCUCUUGUUCGCAGAGAACGUCCUCGCCUCCGGCGCCGCUCUUUUGUCCGCAUUCAUCUCCUACCACCUCGUUAAGAUCGUCCCCCUCUGGGGCCUCGCUCUCAUCGGCACCUCAGUCCUCUUCCUCGGCCCCCUGGUGUACACCACCAACAAGGCCCUCAUCGACGGACAAAUCGAGCAGCUCUCCCAGAUUGUCAACGCCCAGACCACCCAGGUUCGUCAGAUGGCCAGCCAGCACGCUAGCAACGCCGCUGCCACCACCAAGAUGUACGUCGGCGACUACUCAGCCAAGGCACAGGAGAUUAUCGGACGCGCGCGCAGCUCCUCCCCAGCAGACAGGAAGUCCGUCGAGCCGUCCGUCACAACUGGUGUCACCGCCUCUAAGGUCCCAUCUACCUCCUCUUUCUCCCCGGCUGCUACUUCCACCAAGAAGUCCAAGUCCAAGUCCGCCAUCCCAGCCGCCGACUCCUUCCCCAAGGUCCCGGAGACUGACUCUUUCGCCCCCUCCACCACCACCUCUUCUAUCCCAGUCGACACCACCACCACCAUCCCCACCACCACCCUACCAACUUACACCAUCCCCCCACCCGGCGCGGCGAUGAAGACUGAGGGUCUCGCAUCCUCAGCUGCGGACGCGGCGGCGGAUCUGCGCUUUGAUGAUUUCCCGUCUGCGCCGAAGAAGGUGGUUGAUGUUGGUGAGGACGGCCUUGCGAGGGAGGGCGUGCCGAGUGUUGGGGGUUUGGCGGCGGGGUUGAGGGAGGAGGAGCUUCUUUCUUAGAGUUGAGAGUUUGUGUGGAUGAUUGUGAGGGUGAGUGGUGAUGGGGGGGUGUUGUAAGAAGAGAAGGGUGUAUGCUUAUAUCUUUUGUCCGCGCUGCUUUGACGACCUUUUUUAACGUUUCUUUUCCCACACGACGAAAAAUCGGACGGAGGAGGAUGGAUGGAUGGGGUUGAGUUAUUCUUUCCAAUGAGUGGACGGACCGACGGACGGGCUUAAUUCUCUCUGCUCGGUGUGUGCGUGCUGGUUGCUGGUUGCUUUCAUUUGUUGCUGCUCUUAGGUGGCUAGUGUAGCUGGGUACAGUGGGAAGGAAGGGGAUGGGGAUUGGGGGUUUCUAGAUUGGAAGGGGG
Molecule: messenger RNA, 2035 nt
Organism: Pseudogymnoascus verrucosus
Lineage: Eukaryota; Fungi; Ascomycota; Leotiomycetes; Thelebolales; Thelebolaceae
Exons: 3
Coding region: 333-1688 (451 amino acids)
Source: RefSeq, a predicted model, not a curated record